AUCAUAAAGUUAAACAAAGACCGGACUAAAGAAAGACCAAGGAGUUGACUAGCUCCAUUGCCAAAUAAAAAUUACAUCUGCAGCAAAACUGCAAGAAACAGACACAAGAAAAGAUCAGGAAUUUAUGUACGUGUACUGAUCCAACCCAGAAAUUGAGUUAAUCCCACCUCCACAGCACACACACGUACACACAGGAAAGGGGAAAAAAGGAAGAAAUGGUUAAUCCAAUUCCUGACAGUGUGAAGAAGAUAUGGGAGCAUUGGAAUAUAAGAGGAGCUCUUAUGUUCAGUUUGCUAUUGCAGACACUUCUUGUUCUAUUUGCUCCUUCCAGGAAACGCACUUCAAGAAAGCUUAUAAUCUUGUUGAUAUGGUCAGGUUACUUGCUCGCCGAUGCGACUGCUACCUUUGCUGUUGGCCUCAUUUCCAACAGCCAAAGCAACUUUGGUUCUGAUCGUAAAGCUCAGAAGACAAAAAACAGUGACCGCGAAAACAGUGAUCUCUUGGCAUUUUGGGCUCCUUUUCUUUUGGUGCAUCUUGGUGGUCCAGACACAAUUACUGCUUUUGCUCUUGAGGAUAAUGAGCUCUGGCUUAGACAUUUGCUUGCUCUUGUUUUCCAGGCUGUAGCUACUGGUUAUGUCUUUAUUCAAACUCUUCCUGAGAAUAAGGUAAUGAUUCCAACAUUUCUUCUGUUUCUUGCUGGAAUUAUUAAGUAUUCGGAGCGAACUCGUUCCUUGUAUCUUGCAAGUAUGGACAGAUUCCGAGAUUCUAUGCUUAAAGAACCUGACCCUGGACCUAACUAUGCGAAGCUUAUGGAGGAAUAUGCUUCAAAAAAACAGGCAAAGCUGCCUACACAAAUAAUUAUGAUCCCGGAGCCUGAAAAAGUAAACACUACUGGUAUUGCUCGUGAAAAAAUCAUAUUAAAGAAUCAGCUAGAAGUGGUGCAGAAAGCUUAUGAAUUCUUUCAAGUCUUCAGGGGACUAAUUGUUGAUCUCAUAUUCUCUUUUAAAGAGCGAAAUGACAGCAGAGAAUUCUUCUAUAACAUAUCUGCAGAAGAUGCUCUAAGAGUCAUAGAAGCAGAGCUCAAUUUCAUGUAUGAGGUUCUGUUUACAAAGGUAGUUGUUGUGCAGUCCAAAUGGGGAUAUUUUUUCCGCCUUAUAUCUUUUGGUUCAGUUGUUGCAGCUCUUUGUGUUUUUCAUUUUUAUGUGAAGAAGGAAAGUUUUGAUGGAUUUGAUGUUGGAGUCACUUAUGCCUUGCUGUUUGGUGCCAUAGGAUUGGACAUAGUAGCUUUCCUUAUGGCCAUUUUCUCUGAUUGGAGAGCCGCUCUUCAUAAAUCAUCAGAUAAUAUAUCCGAGUCCUGUUGGAGUUAUAUCGCUGAAUUUGUCAGCAAUCAGGCAAUGAUGAUUUUCAGCAAAUUCCUCACUAUCAAGAAGUCCAAGUGGCGUAAAUAUGAGAUAGAACCUGAUGUCAAUUUUAUGUUUCUUGAUACCCCCAUUUUCUUCCGCAGGUGGUCUGGCUGCAUCUCAGGCCAUAACUUGGUAAGAUAUUGCCUCAAAGGGCGUCCAAGCAAGAUUUGCAGCAUCAAGAAGCGAACCUGUUGUGCUGUUAUUACCAAGAAAAUUCAUCAAUCCAUAAGCAAUGGCACUGAAAAGGUCAUUCAAUUCACACACAUGGAAACACCCAUCAAGCAGUUAGGCAUUCUCAAGGACACAGUUAUCGAGUUCAUAGGCCUCAAGGACUUUGUAGAUGAGAUAACAUAUGUUUCAAAAGAACCAUUCACUAAGGAGCUUUGGGAAUUCAUCUUCGAUGAGCUGCGAGGGAAAUCCUCAUUUGCAGAUGAUCCAGAAACUGCUAAGAGAAUAUAUGCAGCUAGAGGAGAUUGGGUGCUCCAGAAUAAUGAUUCGGAUAAAUAUCAGGAAUUAAUGCCUUAUGUUUCAGAUGUCGGUUAUGAUCAAAGUAUUUUGUUGUGGCACGUCGCUACGGAGCUCUUGUACAACACUGAUGCAGAUGAUUCAAAGAGUUACAGCUACAGAGAAUUCAGCAAGACUAUCGCAGAUUACAUGCUGUAUCUUCUGAUUAUGCAACCUGGUAUAAUGCAGGCUGUGGCGGGUAUCGGUAAAAUAAGAUUUAGAGAUACCUGUGCUGAGACUGUUAGAUUCUUUGUAAGAAAAGGUUUAAGAUCCCAUGAAGAAAAGAGAGCAUGUCAAUGCAUUCUUGAAGUGGAUACAGAAGUUAAGCCUAUUGCAGUGAAGGGAGAUAGAAGCAAGUCUGUACUAUUUGAUGGAAGUAUGCUGGCUCAGGAGCUGCAAAAGUUGAAAGAGAAGAAAUGGGAGACGAUGAGCAAGGUAUGGGUGGAAUUGCUGUCAUAUGCUGCAAGUCACUGCAGAGCAAAUGCACAUGCUCAGCAAGUUAGUAAAGGUGGAGAGCUUAUUACUUUGGUUUGGUUAUUGAUGGCUCAUCUUGGACUAGGACAGCAGUUCCAAAUUAACGAGGGUCAUGCCAGAGCAAAAUUGAUUGUAGGCAAGUAGCCCUAUAUUGGUAUAAGGUAUCUACUUUUCUUAUCUUGAUUUUCUAUUCCUGGAGAGAGAUCAGCAUUUUGUAUCAAAUCCUGAGUUAACGGAAUUGCCUGAUUAAUCUGAUGAAUCUUGUUCUUUGA
Ricinus communis (castor bean) is the source of this 2653-nucleotide messenger RNA. RefSeq lists its product as uncharacterized. The record is from RefSeq and is a predicted model, not a curated record. Lineage: Eukaryota; Viridiplantae; Streptophyta; Magnoliopsida; Malpighiales; Euphorbiaceae. Bases 216 to 2525 code for a protein of 769 amino acids. The transcript has 2 exons.